Molecule: messenger RNA, 5148 nt
Organism: Drosophila persimilis
Lineage: Eukaryota; Metazoa; Arthropoda; Insecta; Diptera; Drosophilidae
Gene: pum
Product: maternal protein pumilio
Exons: 7
Coding region: 850-3621 (923 amino acids)
Biological process (GO): post-transcriptional regulation of gene expression
Cellular component (GO): nucleus; cytoplasm
Molecular function (GO): mRNA 3'-UTR binding
Source: RefSeq, a predicted model, not a curated record
AUCACAUACUUCGCCGUAACGCCGUAACGUCGUGGUCUCGUCGUUUGUGUCCGCGUUCUCGUGGCCUGCCCAAGUGCUUUCCCAAGUGCAAUCGUACAAAUAGCCCCCAACAUUGUACAAUUGUAAGGAAAUUCUAAAUUUUCUGAUCAGUGCCUGUUAAAAAGUAAAGAAAAUACAAAAUAAAAGUGUCAAAUCUCACUCCAGUUGAGGGAAAUGAAUGCAAAGUGAAGAAGAAUACAUCGUAAAACGUGAAAAAGAAAAGAGAAGAGAAGAAAAAGAGAUUUUUAUUGUGGAUGGAUUGUGCGUGUCAUUUAAUUGAUUUCAAGGAUUGCCAAAUGGCAAAAGUAAAUUGAAACUGUCGUCGCCGGCGUUGUCUGAGGAUUAAAAGUGCAGAUUAUAACACCCGAAACCCGACUCCCGCCACCCGAGACCCGAAGCCCGAUAAGAGUUCCUUCCAUUCAGUUGCUGGGCUCCUCUUGGGUCCACCUCCUCCUCUCGUCACUCAUCGCUUUUGCGGCCGGAGCGGCACGUCUGUCUGACGGCGCAGAGGUGGCUUAAAUUUAAUUGAAAUACGCUGACCAAAAAAUUAACAACCAACAACAAAUUGAACAAACCGAACACUGAGUCAACAGUUUGUCAAUCACUUGCAUCAAUCCCGACCUUCGCACACUCUGAAAUGUUUUGUGCACCAAAGAAAGUACUCCAAUAAGAAGCAACAAAAACAAAAGCAAAGCAAAAACAGGCAACAAAUCUGUUUCGCAUUUAUCGUUUGUGUUUGUCCCCGGUAUUAUCAGCCGGAAAGUGCAACAACACACAACAGCUAUCACAAGCCCAAGCGAUAGCCACAAAAUGGUGGUUCUAGAGACUGCCAGCGCCCUGCUGGGCGGCCCAUAUGCCCAGGGCGCGCCCGCCUUGAAAAUGGUACAAAAACGCUACAUUGGAUUACAUCAGUGGCUGGGACCAAUCCGGAGCAAAGAGCUAAAGGAGCAUAUUGUAAGUGACGAUGUGCUUUCGCUGGCAUUUAAUCAAAAUCAACAAUUGUUCCGGUCGCAGAAUCCAGGCCUUGCGGCAGUUGCCUCCAAUGCAGCCGCCGCCGCAGCCGCGGCCGCAGCCGCCACAUCCGCCGCCAGUGCAGUCGGUGCCCCGCCCGGCGCCCCCAACGGGACGCUGCAGCAGUCGCAGCAGCAGCAGCAGCAGCAGAUGCAGAUGGCCGCGGCCUCCCAACAGUUUCUGGCCGCCCAGCAGGCGCAACAGAACGCGGCCUAUGCCGCGCAACAGGCGGCCCCGUACGUCAUCAAUCCGGGCCAGGAGGCCGCCCCCUACAUGGGCAUGAUAGCCGCCGCCCAGAUGCCGCAGUACUACGGCGUGGCGCCGUGGGGCAUGUACCCCGGGAAUCUGAUACCACAGCAGGGCACCCAGCCGCGCCGCCCCCUGACGCCCUCGCAGCAGGGAGCCGAUAACCAGCCGUAUCAGGUCAUACCGGCCUUCCUCGAUCACACCGGCUCGCUUUUGAUGGGAGGACCCCGCACCGGCACGCCCAUGCGACUGGUUAGCCCCGCCCCCGUGCUGGUGCCGCCGGGCGCCGCCCGAGCCGGACCCCCGCCGCCGCAGGGCCCACAACUGUACCAGCCGCAGCCGCAGACAGCCCAACAGAAUCUCUACUCGCAGCAGAAUGGUUCCAGUGUCGGAGGCCUCGCCUUGAACACAAACUCGUUGACGGGUCGACGGGACUCCUUCGAUCGCUCCACAUCCGCCUUUAGUCCCUCGGCCAUGGACUACACCAGCAGCGGAGUGGCGGCCGCCAACGCGGUCAACAGCACGGUGGCCCAGGCAGCGGCCGUGGCGGCUGCCGCCGCCGCUGCCCGCGCCAAGUGGCCGGGAGCGAUGUCGGGCGCCGGGGCCUACGGGGCCUUGGGAGCAGCAGCCGCUGCUGCGGCGGCCAACGCCUCGGCCAGUCCGAUCGGGGCCCCGCUGACGCCGCCCCCGUCGGCCCAGUCCUGUCUGCUGGGCAACCGGGCUCCGGGCGCCGAGUCGCGGCAACGACAGAUGGCCGUGGGCCUGCCGGCCACCGCUGCGGCUGCCCAGGCGGCCGUCAACAACAUGUUCGGCUCAAACAGCUCGCUGUUCUCGAGCCAUUUGGCCAUUCCGGGAACUGCGGCGGCGGCAGCUGCGGCAGCGGCAGCCAACUCGCGCCAGGUGGUCGCCGCUGCUGCGGUGGCGGCGGCUGCGGCCGGAGCCGCUGGAGCUGCUGGGGGGGCCCCGCAGCCAGGUAGGUCCCGGCUCCUGGAGGACUUCCGGAACCAGCGCUACCCGAAUCUGCAGCUGCGCGACCUGUUGAACCACAUUGUCGAGUUCUCGCAGGACCAGCACGGAUCGCGGUUCAUCCAGCAGAAGCUGGAGCGGGCCACGGCCGCCGAGAAACAGAUGGUGUUCAGCGAGAUUCUUGGCGCCGCCUACAGCCUGAUGACGGACGUGUUCGGCAACUAUGUCAUCCAGAAGUUCUUCGAGUUCGGCACGCCCGAGCAGAAGAACACCCUGGGCAUGCAGGUCAAGGGCCACGUGCUGCAGCUGGCAUUGCAGAUGUACGGCUGCCGCGUGAUCCAGAAGGCCCUGGAAAGCAUCUCGCCCGAGCAGCAGCAGGAGAUCGUGCACGAGCUGGACGGCCACGUGCUGAAGUGCGUGAAGGACCAAAACGGCAACCACGUGGUGCAGAAAUGCAUCGAGUGCGUCGACCCCGUGGCCCUGCAGUUCAUCAUCAACGCUUUCAAGGGGCAGGUCUACUCGCUGAGCACACAUCCCUACGGCUGUCGCGUCAUCCAGCGCAUCCUCGAGCACUGCACAGCCGAGCAGACCACGCCCAUUCUGGACGAGCUGCACGAGAACACCGAGCAGUUGAUCCAGGACCAGUACGGCAACUACGUCAUACAGCACGUGCUAGAGCACGGCAAGCAGGAGGACAAGUCCAUACUCAUCAACAGCGUGCGCGGCAAGGUUCUGGUGCUCUCGCAGCACAAAUUCGCCUCGAACGUCGUAGAGAAGUGCGUCACCCACGCCACACGCGGCGAGCGCACGGGCCUCAUCGACGAGGUGUGCACCUUCAAUGACAACGCCUUGCACGUGAUGAUGAAGGACCAGUAUGCCAACUACGUGGUCCAGAAGAUGAUCGAUGUGUCCGAGCCGACGCAGCUGAAGAAGCUGAUGACCAAGAUACGGCCCCACAUGACGGCCUUGCGCAAGUACACCUACGGGAAGCACAUCAACGCCAAGCUGGAGAAAUACUACAUGAAAAUAACGCCCAUAUCCGUUGCGGGGGCAGUCAGCGGUGCCGGAAGCGCAGCUGCGACCACAUCCACAUGCUCGAUUGCAGCGAGCAGUGCUUCCCUAGCGACCGCAUCCUCAGCCGUCUCGCUGGACAACAGCAACAGCAGCAGCACCAACUCUUGUUCGACCACCACCAGCAUCGCCUCGCCAACGAUUUGCUCCGUGCAGGAGAAUGGCAGCGCCAUGAUUGUCGAACCAACAUCGCCAGCUGUGUCCGAGUCGUCAUCGCCGGUGGUGGCUGCCGUCAACAGUGGCCUUGGUCCCAUUGGACCACCCACAGCCGCCAACGGCGUCCUAUAAAGACAAGUAGAGAAGAAAUCAUACGGUCGAUGUAGUCAACAGAAACAACAUCCUCCUUCUCGAAUCGAGGUUUAGUUUUUAGUCUGGCAUCUGCCAGAGCGUGGAGAGCGAGAGGAGAGCAAAGGAGAGCAAAGGAGACGAGCCAAAAGCUAAAGCAUACUAUAAAUAAAUACAUAUAAAUGUAAUCUAAUUUAUUGAACAAGCAGCCGAAUCGUGCUGCAAUCAGAAGAGAGAGAGCCCCAUCUCCAGGCCCCGCCUGGGCCGUCGGAGAAUUGUAAAGAGAGCACUAGCUCACUCACACGCACGCACGCAUGCACGCUUCUCAAAUACGAGUGAAAGCAAACACCCGAGCGGAACACCCAAUAUUGAAUGCCAUGCCUCCAUGGCGUGCAUUCUCGUGGCAGCCGCAACGAUCACUGUGCGCACUGUCACUACUGUCAAGCACUGUGCUCGUGCACUCGAAAGAAGAAAACAAAAAAAAAAAGAAAACUCAAAACUAAUUUGUAUUUUUACGAACAAAAAAUAGCACUUAGAUGAACGGAAGAUUUCAAACGAAAUAUUUGUACAAUGCGAUCGCAUGUUUAAGUUAAAAACAAAGAAAGAAGAAAGAAAAACAAAGAAAUUAUUAUGAAUGUAAUUGUCAAAGAAACAAAUUGUCUGCGUACACUUUCGUUGUAACUUUGUAAAUUAAUGAUUAUAUAGCAAGCCUAUCUGUAAAUGAUUAAUGUUUCGACUGUAAAUUGAUAAGAGGACAAACCGAAGAGCCGGAAAUUGGAGGAGAUUGCGAUAUAGAGCGUAGAGAGUAGAGAGUAUAGAGUAAAGAGUAACGAGUAACGAGUAAAGAGUAAAGAGUAUAGAGAGCGGCAGCACGAAUAUGCGUAGAAUUUAUAAGUUCGGACAGAGGAACCAUUUCAAAUAUGCAUACGUUUAUAUAACGAAUAGCAAACAUAAACCACACAUAGUGUAGAACGUAGAGUAAAUAUAUGUUAAUGGAGCCAGCAGCUACCAAAACAAUAUGAAACCGGAAACACACACACACACACACACACACACGCAACACACACGAUCACCGAAACACUCAAACACUCUCACAAUUAACGACUCUUCGACUCAUUCGCGCUGCUUUUGCACUGUGUAAAAUUUUGUACAAAAAACCCCAAACUACAAACCAUGUAUCAAUGAAACCAUGUAAUUUUUCAAUUUGUUCACAUGUAAAAUUUAACGGUUAUGUAAAAUUCUCAUUAAUUUUAAUUGAACUAUUUUUUGUAAAUUAUGUACUUGCUGUGUAUAGAGGGAAACGAAACGAAACGAAGCAAAACAAAACAAAACAAAACGAAACCGAUUACCAUAACGAUAGCGAACCAAGAAGACUCACACGCACAGCACAUCAUACAUACACACCUGUACACACCAACAUUCACACGUACACAACACCCAUACACGCAUGCAUCGGAAGCAAGUUAAUAUUAUUAUUAUUAUUAUCCAUUUUGUAUACAUAUGUAUGUAAUUUGUAAAUUUGUUUGAUUU